Messenger RNA from Westerdykella ornata, 1421 nucleotides. RefSeq lists its product as uncharacterized. The record is from RefSeq and is a predicted model, not a curated record. Bases 12 to 1385 code for a protein of 457 amino acids. The transcript has 3 exons. NCBI's taxonomy places the organism in Eukaryota, Fungi, Ascomycota, Dothideomycetes, Pleosporales, Sporormiaceae.
AUCAACCACCCAUGAAGAGUCUCAUUAAAAAGCUCAAGGCGUUGCGGCCUUCAAAAUCUCGCCAGCCGUCUGCAGCUGCGGCACCAGACCAAGCUCCUUUUCCCGUCAAUGAUCCCCCAUCGACUUUCUCAAAACCACUUUCGAAAUUGGAGAGUCUGCCCGCCGAAAUCAGGCUUGCUGUGCUCCUAAACCUGGACAUCAAUGGUCUUAAAGCCCUCGUCCAUGCCUCCCCUCUUUAUCAUCAAUUAUAUCGAGCUUAUCGCUGGAGUACUCUGCGCGGGGUAUUCGCAAAAACGUUGCGGGAUGUUGUACCGGAUGCAAUAGCAGAAUCAGCAUCCAGGGUGAUCAAAGCGAAAGAACUGGGUGCCUUCUCGGAAAAUUAUCAGCGACUGCGUACGCUAGGCUCCCGCGCCAUCACGGAUGACGAUGUAUCCGAGGACCGAGUCGUAGAAAUGGUACGGUUCUACAGGUGCAUCAUCCACCCCCUCAUAGAGGCAUAUGCCCAAUGGGCCCAAGAGGAGCUGGAAAUGAAGGAGCCACUGAGCCUAUCGGAACAAGCACGCAUUACCCGUGGCCUAUAUCGCAUCCAGUUGUUCUUCAAUGUGAUGAGCAGAGAAAACUCCAGAAGCGUAUGGGUUUAUUUUGGCUCGGAAUAUGUCCUCCACUGGUUCUUCUGCAGGUACAAGCCGUGGGAGAUUGAAGAGAUCCUUUGCGUCCACGCCUUCGCCAUGCACAUGUACGACCGGAUUCUGAGAGAAAUACAUGACGAUGUUCGUCCGUCGUGGCCAAAAUUCACGGACCCGGAGCGCAAGGCGCUGGACAAUGAAUAUAUGCGGGAGGACUAUAUAAGAGGAACUAUACAACUCGGGUUGCCAUUCCUCCAGAUGAUACUCUCUCGUAGGAGUGAUUACGAUUACGUUGUUUUUACGAUGGGAGUCAACAUGUGUUGGACUCAGCACCUUGACCUCUACCUCCUUUUCUGGGACGGUGGCGGCACCGUGCAGGACGAGCGGCGCGUGAAACAUCCCACAGAGGAGGAUGAGAUGCAGCGAAGGCGUGAUCCGCUCCCUUUCCAACAGGACGACUUGGACGCGACGGGCCCGCCUUUAGCUUGGACGAUCUUCUGGAAGGGGACGUAUAGCAAUCUGUAUGGGUAUUACAUACCGACCAAGCUGCGGCUCUGGGGCUGUUUCAUGUGGGAUGGCAAGCGGCUUCGGCAGUUACUCAAAGGAAAAGAGGAUAGGGAUGCCCUUCUCUCACUGAUGGAUGACAGGCCGGAGCCGGUGCGACACUAUGCUAUGGAGUACUCUGUAGGUGAGGAGGGUGAUCCGCGUUUCCGUUUUGAUAGGGAUGACGAUGACGGCGACCACGACAACCUGCAGUAACUAAAUAAAAUCCCAUGUUUGAGCCUUUCAUACGAG